AUGAUCGAGCUGGGCCUCCCAGUCCCUACAGGACGGUUUGCAGCGGGAGGUCUUGCCUCAGUUCUGGCUGAAGAGCUUGGUUAUGACUGUACGAGUCUUGCGUCUGAAUGGGAGACAGGGUUGAGGCUGGCAAAUGAAGAACAGUUGUGUGCUAUGCGAGUCGUCACGGAGACGGCCACCGUGGGAAGGGGUGGUGUUUUCUUUUUGGAUGGACCGGGCGGUACGGGAAAGACAUUUGUGGAACGCCUCUGUCUCGCAAGAGUGAUCUACGGCAAUGUCUCCCAGUGGUGGAGCAUGGUACUCGGUCCCAGACAAUUGCAGCGACUCUCACUCAAGCUGCAUUCUGGCCGUCGGUUUGGCAGCUGCAGCUGCGGACCAACAUGCGGCUUCAGGCGGGCCCUGCAGCUUCCGUAA
Molecule: messenger RNA, 414 nt
Organism: Tremella mesenterica DSM 1558
Lineage: Eukaryota; Fungi; Basidiomycota; Tremellomycetes; Tremellales; Tremellaceae
Exons: 2
Coding region: 1-414 (137 amino acids)
Source: RefSeq, a predicted model, not a curated record